CACACGCUGCGCCAUCUCCCCAGAUCUUCCACAUUAGCGAGUCUAGACUACUCGUGUCUCGCUGUUUUGGGUUGAGGACCGCUUCUAGCAAAGAGUUUUUUUUUUCUUUUCUCCUUGUGAUACUGGGAAUUGGACCCAGGGACUUUGCAGAGCUACAUCCGCAGCUUUUUUUUAGUUGGAGUCCCACUAAAUCACUAUUGCCCAGUUUGGGCUUGAACUUCUGAUCCUUCUGGAUCGCACAGUAAACGAGAGUAAUAGGUGUGCUCCUCAACGGCAGGCUUCUAAACGGAACUUCUGACGUGAGAGACUCCCGGUGGCGGAGAGCAGCUGAGCAAAGUGAAGGAAGGCGACGCGUGAGGGAGACAUCAUCGGAGCGCGCGGGAACGAGCCCACGAUGAAGAGUGUGAUCUACCAUACGUUUUCCCAGAAGGAAGCAAAAGAGUAUGAUGUUCAGCAGUUGGAAGGCCAGCGGGCAGAGGCCUUUGUGAGCGCCUUCCUGCGGCGGAGCGUGCCCCGCAUGAGCCAGCAGGCCUGUGAGGACCAGUUGCAGCGCAAGGCCGUUAUUCUGGAGUACUUCACUCGCCAGAAGCGGAAGGAGAAGAAAAAGAAAUCCAAAGGCCUGUCUGCUAAGGAGAGGAGAGAUCUGCAGCUCUUUGACAUUAAACCGGAGCAACAGAGAUACAGUCUGUUUCUCCCUCUUCAUGAACUCUGGAAACAGUAUAUCCGGGACCUGUGCAAUGGCCUCAAGCCAGACACGCAGCCACAGAUGAUUCAAGCCAAGCUGUUAAAGGCGGAUCUUCAUGGUGCUAUUAUUUCAGUCACAAAGUCUAAAUGUCCUUCAUACGUGGGUGUAACAGGAAUCCUUCUACAGGAGACAAAGCAUGUGUUCAAAAUUAUCACCAAAGAAGAUCGUCUGAAAGUUAUCCCCAAGCUAAAUUGUGUGUUUGCUGUGGAAAUCGAUGACUUUAUUUCCUACAUUUAUGGGAGUAAAUUCCAGCUCCGGUCAAGUGAGAGGUCUGCCAAGAAGUUCAAAGGAAAGGGAACAAUUGACCUGUGAUUUCUCUGCCACCCAGGACAAUUGUUUAUGGCACUUGAAAAUUGGAAGCACCCUAAGUACCCAACUUCAGUGGCAAGAUUCUAGUUACAGACAACUCUAGCCAACGGAAAUCAAAGCCCGAGGAUGUUGAGUAGCACAGGCAGAUGUGCCCUUCAUUGUUGUAAUGCUCCUGUGAAGAGCCACGACUGGCAGAAUAUGCCCCGGGAUUAACUCUGGUUGACUUGAAGGACUGUUAGAUUAUUUCUUUUCCAGACUCUUCUGAGUUUUGUGAAUGUUCUGUGAUAAUUCAGUUAUUCGUGCACUAAUAAAAUGCACACAUAGACUACAAAUAAAGGAACUACUCCUAUAGUCCAGCUGGGCUGAAAAGGAA
Messenger RNA from Cavia porcellus (domestic guinea pig), 1427 nucleotides. RefSeq names its product POP4 homolog, ribonuclease P/MRP subunit (gene Pop4). Bases 395 to 1057 code for a protein of 220 amino acids. Gene Ontology annotation, molecular function: ribonuclease P RNA binding. Gene Ontology annotation, biological process: rRNA processing; tRNA 5'-leader removal. Gene Ontology annotation, cellular component: ribonuclease MRP complex; ribonuclease P complex. NCBI's taxonomy places the organism in Eukaryota, Metazoa, Chordata, Mammalia, Rodentia, Caviidae. The transcript is spliced from 7 exons. The record is from RefSeq and is a predicted model, not a curated record.